AUGAAAAUUAGCAUUAUUUUAGGUCUAAUAAAGAUAAAAAAGGAAAGAAGAUAAAUAUAAAAGAUAUUGGACAACAUCCAUCCUGAAGAAUAGCAUUUCGCAUCCAAUAAAUAAGAAGAAAUCCUAUAUUACAAUAUUUACAUUCUGACCAUCCUCCCUAUUUUGAGGAUAUUAGAAAUUGUGAAACACGCUCUAAUUGAAAAAUUUAUCACAAAAAUCCCAGCAUUUCAUCCCUUCACUAAAUAAUAGGUUGAAGAGGAAUCUUUGCAUAUUUUCAACGACUUCCUUGACUCUCUGUCUUAAAAAGGACAAAUGAAUGUCAACAAAUAUAUACACAAAGUAAUCAAAAAAUAAACCACGUAUUAAGAAGCAUUAAAGAUGGCCACUUCUGCUAAGACUCUGUUAGUAUAACCGAAUGAUUUCUAGAGACAAUCUUCAAUAUAAAUGAAACAUAUCAAUGGAAAUGUGAAAGUCAAAUCGAAGAUGUCUGAUUUUUAUGAGAAUACUGCAGACGAUCAUUUGCAAAGGAAUAUUGCAAUGAAUAGGACCUUUGAUUUACUUUACAUUUUUAUAGGAGAUAUACAUUAUCACAAAUUACUAGAGGAUCCAGAUUAUUUAUACAACCAAAUCUAACAUAUGAAUCCAGAUUAUUGGAAAACCAAAUACACACCAAUUAUGCACAAAAUAAGUGAAUGCAUUGAUGAAGAUUUGGAGGAUUUCAUUAAGUAAGAUGAUAAAAAUCAGAAUAAAUAAGAAUAAUAAUAAUAGAAACAAGAGUAUUGUUGUAUAUUAAGGGCAAUUUGUUAAUAUGCAGUAGACUUAUUGAAAAGUGUGAAUGUGGCCACUCUGUAUUAUUACUCAGUUAAAUAUUCAUUUCAAAAAUUUGUAAACCGUUUGGAUGGAGAGGAGGAUUUACAGAGAAUAUUAUAUUUGACUUAGAAUCAUAAUAAGGAGAGGAAUUACAAAUAACAUGUGAAAGACUUUUUGAGAGGACGUUCAAAUUUCAUUAAAGAGAUGCGAAAUAGGUGUUUGAUUGAUUAGGGAGAAAGAGAAUUGAUAAAAGUAAUUUUAAAUUUCUGA
Paramecium octaurelia is the source of this 1080-nucleotide messenger RNA. Lineage: Eukaryota; Ciliophora; Oligohymenophorea; Peniculida; Parameciidae. The record is from the annotation of a GenBank genome assembly.